GGUUGUGUUACAUUGCUCUCCUCCCCGAAGCAUGUGACCAUGUGAUCAGAGUCACUGCAGCCAGACAGAGCGAGGAAUCUUGUGACCAAAACAUCAGGAGAAGCAGCUCGGCGCCCUGCGAGAUAAAAAGUGUACCCAGACUCAGUCCUCCUUCACUCCCUGCUCCUCAGUCACACAACAUGGACUGCGGGAUCUUCACCUCCAAGACCGUCCUGCUCUUCCUCAGCCUGGUUUUCUGGGCUGCAGGAGCGGUGUUGGCCUAUGUCGGGGCCUAUGUGAUCAAGAGCUACGGCAACUUUGACAGUUUCAUCCAGGACAAGUACACACUGGUCCCAGCUGCUAUUAUCAUCGGCGUCAGCGUGGUGAUGUUUAUUUUUGGCCUGGUUGGAUGCUGCGCUACAAUCCGGGAGUCCAAAGUCGGACUCAGCUUUUUCUUUCUCAUCAUAAUGGCGAUCUUUGCCGCUGAAGUGGCUGCUUUGGUGUUUAGCUUCAUCUACAAAGGCAAGAUAAACGCAGACCUGGAGCGCUCUAUGAGUGAAGUCUUUGUGAAUUAUGAUGGACAGACUACUGAGACCAAAGCUGUGGACUACCUGCAGACUCAGUUGCAGUGCUGUGGUGUCAUGAAUUACACCCACUGGUCCAACACCACCUGGUUUAACAGCCACAACAACACAGUGCCUCUGUCCUGCUGUAAAAACAGAACAUCACAGUGCACAGGCAGAGUGGACCAACCAGACCUGCUUAACACACAGGGCUGUGAGGUGAAGCUGGAUCAGCUCCUGCAGGAUGUCUUGAGUUACGCCAUGCUUGUCAUUCUGGGCUUCGCCAUAAUCAAGUUCUUUGGCAUGCUCAGCGUGUGUGUGAUCACCUGUAAAACUGGCAGCCGGAGGAAUGGCUACCAGCCGCUCUAUGCCUGAACCACUUCCUGAAAUCACCAACCACCUCUUCAUUUUACUAGACUAGGUUUGCUGACCACUCAGUCAGCAGUGCAUGUACACAUCCAGGCAAAUAACUGUAUACAUUUUACGUCGUAAUAAUGGCAUAUGAAAAAUACAUAAGUGGCAGACCUUUCCUCAAUAUGAAGGGGAUCCCUCAAGAGUAUUUUAUCCUUCUAUUGGAUAUUUUAAAUCAUUUUGCUUAAAGUGGCCUUUAAGUUCUACACUUGUCUCUGUUUUGAUGAUGAAGGCAUCUUCAUGGUUGAGCAGCCCAAGGUGUUUAUAGUGUCUCAGCCAAACUACUGUAUUACUCUUUGAAAUGAUGGUGACUAAAGGCUUUAAACUAUAUUUUACCCUUUUUGUGAUUGUGAAAGGACAGCGGUUUAAUGCCUUAUUUAGGGAUGCAAUAUGUAUAGCCAACUGAAAACAGUAUAUAUAUAUUUAAAUGUAAAGGUCAGUUAACAGUUUUGGAUUAUGUGACAGUUCUACAAAACAUGACGUUGGUUGUGUUUAUUAUAUUUCUAAAUUAAAAAGGUUAAAAAUGUCACAGUCA
This is a messenger RNA of Eleginops maclovinus (Patagonian blennie), 1488 nucleotides long. It is a transcript of the gene tspan36, whose product is annotated as tetraspanin 36. Gene Ontology annotation, cellular component: plasma membrane. NCBI's taxonomy places the organism in Eukaryota, Metazoa, Chordata, Actinopteri, Perciformes, Eleginopidae. The coding region runs from base 180 to 917 and encodes 245 amino acids. The transcript is spliced from 7 exons. The record is from RefSeq and is a predicted model, not a curated record.